Messenger RNA from Vicugna pacos (alpaca), 3753 nucleotides. RefSeq names its product zinc finger protein 404 (gene ZNF404). Gene Ontology annotation, molecular function: DNA-binding transcription factor activity, RNA polymerase II-specific; RNA polymerase II transcription regulatory region sequence-specific DNA binding. Lineage: Eukaryota; Metazoa; Chordata; Mammalia; Artiodactyla; Camelidae. Gene Ontology annotation, cellular component: nucleus. Gene Ontology annotation, biological process: regulation of transcription by RNA polymerase II. The record is from RefSeq and is a predicted model, not a curated record.
UUUCAUACAAUUGUGUUUUAUACUGUGACCUUUUAUUUCACAAGUUUGCUAAUAAAUUCAUGUUAAUUCCAGUUGUUUGUAGAACUGAAGUAUUCUAUGUACAAAAUGAUGUUAUCUGCAAAUAAAGAUGGAUUUACUUCUUUCUUUCCAAUCUUCAUACCAUUCAUUUCACUUUUUUCUCUUACGGUAUCGGAUAGGUCUUCUGCACAAAGUUGAACAAAAGUGAUAAAAGUGGACAACCUUGCCUUAUUCCUGAACUCAGAAAGACAGCGGUCCAUAUUGUCACCUCUCAGUUUUAUUCUCUCUGGCUUCUCUGGACUGAGUUUCUGAGGAGGACUGGCAGUUCAAAAACCAUGUCCCAGGUGCCACUGACAUUCAGUGAUGUUGCCAUAGACUUCUCUCAGGAGGAGUGGGAAUGUCUAAACUCAGAUCAGAAGAAUUUGUACAGAGAUGUGAUGUUGGAGAAUUAUACUAACUUGGUAUCACUGGACAUUGACUUCACAACUGAGAGCAAAGGAUUAUCUUCAGAAAAAAGCAGCUAUGAAGUAAAUUCAUACCAUUGUGAGCCAAUGAAAAGAAGUAAACCUUCAACCUUCAACCUUAUGGGGUUUAUUUUCAGGAAUGACUCAUGGAUCAGAACUGAAUUUGAGAGACAACAGGCACCUAAAGUAGGAUACUUUAGUCAAAUGAUAUUCAGAAAACAUACAUCCCUUCCCCUACAGCAGAAAAUUCACACUAGAGAGAAGUCAUAUGUAUGUAAGGAAUGUAGGAAGGGCUUUAGGAAAUAUUCACACCUUACUGAACAUCUGAGAGACCACAGUGGUGUGAGAUCCUAUGAAUGUAAGGAAUGUGGAAAGGCCUUUAUAGUUCUCCAGCAUUUUAUUAGGCAUAAAAAAAGUCACACUGAUUUGAAGCCCUAUGAAUGUAAUGGAUGUGAGAAGGCCUUUAGGUUUUAUUCACAGCUUAUUCAACAUCAGAUAAUUCACACUGGUGUGAAACCUUAUGAAUGUAAGCAAUGUGGGAAGGCCUUCAGACGUCAUUCUCACCUUACUGAACAUCAGAAAAUUCAUAUUGGCUUGAAACCCUAUGAAUGUAACGAAUGUGGGGAAACUUUUAGGUUGUAUCGACAUAUGUGUCUACAUCAGAAAAUUCAUCAUGGUGUGAAACCCUAUAUCUGUAAGGAAUGUGGAAAGUCCUUUGGUCAUCGUUCAAGUCUCUAUCAACAUAAGAAAAUUCAUUCUGGUGAGAAACCAUAUAAAUGUAAACAAUGUGGAAAGGCGUUUGUUCGCAGCUAUCUGCUUAUUGAACAUCAGAGAAGUCAUACUGGUGAGAAGCCUCAUGAAUGUAAGGAAUGUGGAAAGGCCUUUAGUAGGGGCUCAAGCCUACUUAAACAUAAGAGAAUUCAUAGUAGUGAGAAAUUCUAUGACUGUAAGGAAUGUGGGAAGGCCUUCUGUAGAGGAUCUCAACUUACACAACAUCAGAGAAUUCAUACUGGUGAGAAGCCACAUGAAUGCAAAGAAUGUGGGAAGACGUUUAAGCUCCAUUCAUACCUUCUUCAACAUCAGAUAAUUCAUAGUGAUUUGAAACCGUAUGAAUGUAAACAAUGUGGGAAAGCCUUCAGUCGUGUAGGAGACCUUAAAACACAUCAGUCAAUCCAUGCCGGGGAGAAACCUUAUGAAUGUAAGGAAUGUGGAAAAACCUUUAGACUUAAUUCUCAACUAAUUUAUCAUCAGACAAUCCAUACUGGUUUGAAACCAUAUGUAUGUAAAGAAUGUAGGAAGGCCUUUCGUUCUAUCUCAGGUCUUUCUCAACAUCAGAGAAUUCAUACUGGUGUGAAACCACACAAAUGUAAGGAAUGCGGGAAGGCCUUUCCUCGUUGCUAUCAACUUACUCAACAUCAAAGACUUCACACAGGUGAGAAACUCUUAAUGGAAUGAGAGUCAGAAAGCUGUUAGCCAUGGCACAUCCUUUAACAUUAUCAUUCUUCCACCACAUAAUGAUAUUAUGGUAAAGGUUAAAUUAUUUAACGUAAAUUAUAAAUGCUUGGUAGGGCAUCUAACACAGUAUUUGCUUACUAAAUAUUGUUAUCAUUUAAAAUGAUAAUUACUAGCAUUACUAUAAACAAAUUCAUGUGGAAGGAAGACCCUAUGAGUAUAUUUUUUAAAUCCUUCUAUCAUCACUUACCCAUAUUUUACUUUAGAUAAUUCAUUUUGGACAAAUUCCCAUAGAACAUAUUAAACAAGAAACUGUUUUAUUCAAAGCUUAUCCCCCUGAAGAUUAAUAAUGGGAAGAAACUCUAUGCUUCUGUUGAAGAGUGAGAGUAUAGCUAAUGAAAAAUUGGAAAGUGAUUUGAAGAAAUUUUCUUAUGACAAGUUCUAUAAUACAGGUAACAGAAUCUACAUUCUCUACAAUUCAGGGAACUUAAGACAUUAACAGUGACAGGUUGACAGAAAACAGAUGUUGACAUGGAAAAGUUUCCCUCAAGUUUCUGGAAAUUUUCAAAUUUACAGAAAAGAUACAACAGCGGUCCAAUGAAGGUUUAGGUUUGUUUAUUCUCCCUCUACAUUCAGUAUCUCUCUCUCUCUCAUAUAAAAAUGUAUAUAUACAGAUUCACAUAUAUCACACUUAUCACAUAUUGAAUAUAUAUACUGCAUAAUCAUUUUUCUGUGCUUUUGGAGUGAAUGAUUUAGGUAUCACUUCACCUCUAAAAAAAAUCAACAUUCAACUCCUGGAUUUAAAGAUAAUCUAUAUGACCACUGAGCCACUGUCACCUUAAAAACAUUAACAGUAGACCUAUACCAUUCUGUAAUCAGUCCAUUUACAAAUUUCUCCAGUUUAGAGAAUGUCUUUUAAAAGUGCUGACUUUUUUUAAAAGCCAAAAACCAAGCUAAGCCCAUAUAUUUUACAUGAUUAUGGCUCUUGAGUCUCUUUUGGUCGAGAACUUAUCCUCCACCUGCUUUGUAACUUAAACUUUUUGAAGACUCAGGAGAAGUAACGCAUAUAAUGUUCCACAUUCUGUAUUUGUCCUAAUUUUUCUCCAGGCAGGCUUAACUGGUUUCUCUAUCCCUCCUAUUUAUUGUGAACUGGAUUGUUACGUCUAGAGGCUUCAUUAUGUUUCAGAUUUUAAAUUUUUGGCAAGAUAAUUUCAUAGAUAAUACUGUGUAUUCAAUAUUUGUACAAUAACAGGUGACAUAAAGUGAAGCUAUGUUUGAUCUCUUGGUUCAUGUACUGACCACCAGCUCUCUCCAUUGUAUUGGUACAUUUUUUUCUUUGCAAUUAAGAAGUAAUCCAUGGAAAAUCACAUCAGCACUCCACUUGGAAAUUGAAACAGCUUUAUGUAUUUUUAAAAAUUAAGACCAAAAAACCCCCUCAUCUUAAAUAUUUACCCAUAUAUUUACCUUUUCACAUGCUCUUCAUUCCUUUCACAUGAUCUAAAUUUCCAUCUGGUAUCAUUUCCCUUCAGCUUGAGGAAUUUAAUUUAUCAUUUCUUGGAGUACAUGUCUGCUAAUGAAUUUUCAUUAGUUUUUUUUUCUGGAUUGUCUUUGUUCUUAAAGGAUGUUUUUUCUUGCUAUGGAAUUCUGAGGUUUGUUAUACAUAUAUAGAUACAGAUAUAGAUAUAUUUAAAGAUAUUAUAUCACUGACUUCUGGUCUCCAUAGGUUAUAAGAAGUCAUUUGAACUAUUUUUCCUCUGUGUGUAAUGUGUCAGAUUUUUUUUCUGCCCUUACUUCUCCUUCUGGGAUUCCAAGUAGCUAG